This is a messenger RNA of Mollisia scopiformis, 2451 nucleotides long. RefSeq lists its product as uncharacterized. The coding region runs from base 197 to 2170 and encodes 657 amino acids. Lineage: Eukaryota; Fungi; Ascomycota; Leotiomycetes; Helotiales; Mollisiaceae. The record is from RefSeq and is a predicted model, not a curated record. The transcript is spliced from 2 exons.
CGAUAGAGUCAAACGCCGCUUUACGCCGCCCAAGCAUUUAGCCUAAGGUUCAGUCCUUGCGCUAUCACAUGCGCAUUAUCAAGCUUUGAUGCCCCGCUACGACACCACGACUGAUUUCAACCUUGUCUCAUGAAGCUUCAAGCCUCAAAAGACUCCAAGUCGAAGUUUAUUCCUCUGGUGUUGAUGUGCCAAUGUGAUGGGGUGGCCACCAGCUGUUAUUAUUGUCGUCAGGCACGGCGCUCGACUUGACGCUGCUGAUAAGCAAUGGCAUCUUACAUCUCCUACUCCUUACGACCCUCCAUUGACCUACGGUGGAUGGACGCAAUCGAGAGCGCUGGGUGCUCGAAUUGCGAACAUCCUGCGAACGCGAGAGACGGACGAUGAGAUUCCAGUAUUCCCUGGGGCAGAGAAUGGAGGUAAUUUGAGGAAAAGAAGGCAUAAAGUGGCCAUUCACAGCUCCCCAUUCUUGAGAUGUGUACAGACCUCUGUCGCCAUCAGCGCGGGGCUGGCUCAGAAUCCUGGCCAUAUACAACCCAAAACCUCUGGAUCCCCAGCUAUCAAAGCCACCCACAUAAGCGGCUCUCCAAGAAUACGUCCUCUUACUUCCACUGGGUCUCCUCGCCUCGCUCCAAUACAAGAGCCUAGCAAGUCCUUGAAGGCAAAUGGGAAAUCUACACCUCAAGAACAGCCGGAGAAUAUCAAGAAGUCGACUGUGCGAGUUGACGCAUUUCUUGGGGAAUGGCUGACACCGGAUUAUUUCGAGUUGAUUACGCCUCCACCGAGCUCAGUGAUGAUGGUGGCGGGAGCAAAAGCCGACUUGCUGAGAAGGGAAGACUACAGCAAUUUGGUACACUUUCCAGAUGUCAAAACUACUCAAGGAUUUCCAGGCGGAUGGGGAAGCCCUGUAGUGAUGGCCGACAGGGACAGAGACGAAAGCCCAUUACCAAGUCUUUCAAGUCUCGGAGCGGCCCUACCUCGAAGAGACCGAACAAGCAGUUUGAGCAGUGUUGGAAGUGCCAGGAGCAUGCACAGUCACAAGAGUGGAGUUAAUCUUCAGUUGGCAGCUCCUCCUGAACACGGUAUAUACAUGCCUCCUAUACCAAGCUAUGCAAUUUCCAACGCGGAUCCUAUUCCACCUGGCUAUGUUGCGCAUGCGAGAGAUGCAUGCGUCGAUGUUGACUAUCAAUGGGACAGCAUGCGAGAACCUCAAAAUUGGGGUACUGGUGGAGAGUAUGGCGAAGAAUGGAGUCAGAUGCAUAAACGAUUUCGCACUGGAAUUCAAUCAUUACUUGGAUGGUACACUACAGCCGACGACCCAGGACGACUCCUCACAAGAAUCCCAAAGUCUCCCACCCACCAAGGCACAACUGAGGAUGAGGAUGCGGAGGAUGAGGAUACAGAUCUUGUGAUCAUCCUGGUGACGCACGGUGCUGGAUGCAAUGCCCUGAUUGGCGCAUUGACAAACCAGCCUGUUCUAUUGGACGUGGGUAUGGCUUCGCUGACAAUGGCUGUACGCAAGCCAACCCCCGUCAAUUCUCCCAUUUCGUCCCCUGGUGCAUCACCAAGACACUCUCGCGUGUCCUCGAGAAAUUUCACCAUCUCUGAUCAAUACGAUGUCAAGCUUGUUGCAAACACAGAGCAUCUUCGUACGAACAGCACAUCUUCAAUCCCACAAGCGUCAAGAACACCCUCCAUAGCAGGGAUUUCCGCAUUCCGCGAACGCUAUGCUGGUGGUUCUCUCGACGGCUCGAACUUCAGCAAAUCAAAACCUGGAGUUACAACGUCCUCUGCAUUUGGAAGCAUUCGUCGAACAGCAACCAUCGCCUCCGCGGUGCCCAGAUCCUACACCCCAGCAAGGCAAUCCUCGAUCGGAUUAUGGAGCGCUCCGUCAGCACAGGAAGAAGACGAAGAUGCCGUCGAAGAACCCGAAGAUGAUAUGAUCCUGAACUUCGGCGAUGAUGGAGCCAAUGACCUGAAGCGCGAAGACGAGAAAGAAAACCCAGCCGUAUCACUUCUGGAUGAAAAGAUAGGCCCAACACACGCUGUAGAAGAAAAAGAAGACGAUGUGGCUCCAUUGGGACUUUGGGGCUCACCUAGACCGCCUGGGUAUGCCGAGAAGAUUCGAGAGAUUCGACCAAAGAGGAGAUGGACUGUCAAUGAGCGCGGUUGAUCACAAAAAUUGGAAUUUCCACGAACCUUUCAUUCAUUCUUUCAUGCAUCCAUUGCGAUAGACACGAACGACGCAUUAGAUGAGCAUCACAGAGACGACCCAACCAUUCAAAAUGCAUUACAUCGAGCGAGGGAGUUUUGGCGUAGGUAGGCGGGCUUGAGGAUUUUACUUCGCGAUCUGGCUUAGGUUGAUCUGGGCAUUGGGAUGCAUGGAAAAUUGUUGGUAGUAUAUACUCAACUUCUCACCUAAGGAAUGAAAAGAACUCUCUCUCUCUCUCUGAC